AUGAGUCUAACCACACCCAUGUCCCUCCCUCAAACCAUCAACACACACUCAGAGAAGAAACCGAACCACAAAACCACCUACACAAAACACACAAAUACCUACACAAGGCCCCCCAGUCUUGAUGGAUGUGUGCACUCUGCCCUGCUCAAAGACCCCUUUGUGGGACUUAUAUUUAUAAAGCCAGCCUGCACCUUCUGUUCAGUCCCUUCUUACACUUCCAUCAUGAGAGCCAUAUGCAGUGCCGCUCUCCUUCUGGUCUGCUUCAUUUGGGCCAUCAACGCUCAGGCUCAGAACAGCAGCAACCAGGGGAACAGCAUUAACCACAUCGAGAGCACCCAACACAGCCGACAGCAGCAGCAGCCGAAAGGAAACAUCUGGGAUGAGCCCAUUCGUUUCAGCACCAAAGCAAAAGAUACCUGCACCAUGGUGAUCUCUGGCCAGACCAACUUCACCAAGCUGCGUGUCUCCUGCAAGAGCAAGGGCAAGUCAUACUGGUGCGACUUCCUGGGCAAACCGAACCUCUGCAGAUCGUACAACAGCAACCCUCAGCACUUCUUCACUCAGAUCAUGUGGGAUAUGAGGAAGCUCCACAAUGCCUGCCAGGGACCACGAGUGUACAAGCCACAGAUGUGCCGCUCUGCUUCGGAUGAGGUCCAAAUGGCAUUCCACGCCUCUUGGCCCAAAAUCUCCUUUCCAAAACCAACCCAGGCUUCUCAGAACCAACAAAAGCAACAGCAGCAGGUCAAGUCCAGCAUCACCCCUACCAAACCUCCCAGCCACAAGCAGCAGCCUAAACCACAACAACCAGCCAAACCAGCCUCCAAACCAGUCAAGCCCGCCGUUUCCAAGCCUGUUCCACCACGUAAACCUGCAAAGACCAUCACAGCGAGACCCACUGUGGCAGAGGAGAGUCAAGCAACCAAGAUGGCAGAGGAAUACUGCUGGAAAAGUCUCCAGGGCGUCUGCGCAUACUUCAUUAGCUGGUUUCAGAAUUAA
Molecule: messenger RNA, 996 nt
Organism: Ctenopharyngodon idella (grass carp)
Lineage: Eukaryota; Metazoa; Chordata; Actinopteri; Cypriniformes; Xenocyprididae
Gene: fgfbp2b
Product: fibroblast growth factor binding protein 2b
Exons: 2
Coding region: 1-996 (331 amino acids)
Biological process (GO): cell-cell signaling
Molecular function (GO): growth factor binding
Source: RefSeq, a predicted model, not a curated record